Molecule: messenger RNA, 3569 nt
Organism: Podospora pseudocomata
Lineage: Eukaryota; Fungi; Ascomycota; Sordariomycetes; Sordariales; Podosporaceae
Exons: 5
Coding region: 428-2320 (630 amino acids)
Molecular function (GO): acyl-CoA dehydrogenase activity
Source: RefSeq, a predicted model, not a curated record
GUCUUUUCCGCUACUAUUUCGAAGCUUCAUUUUGAUACUAUGCGUAAACUUAGAGUAUUUCCUGGCUUUUUCCGACAUGAGAGUCAUCACCACAACUGCUUUGUUGAACAUCCAACACACAGCUCCACAGCCAACCCCAACCCUCUCCCCGUAACUUGCUCGUCCCCCGCAAAUCUUGGCACUCUUUGACAGCGGCCUCUUUCCGCCCAUGAACCCACCAUCCCCGGAUUUACAGGGGCAGGAUGGGACGGAAUCCCGGUCAACCAACCACUGAGAAGACAGGAACAACAUCCAGUUCAAGGCCGAGGCUCGUGGUCCGCCUGCUUUUGACGUAAAUAGCGAAUACGUUCUGCUGGUAUUCAAAAUGUGAUUUCACAUCAUCUUCUGCGGUUCUUUUAUUCUUAACGAACGCGUACCCACCGUUACAAUGGAGCCUUCAAGUUCGAAUACUGGUUUUAUCCAGCAACAGCCCGUGAUCAAUAACCAGUUCUAUGAUGAUGUGAGCUACCAAAGAGUGACCAGAUUAUUCCUGCCAUCGGAUAUCCUUGACAAAAUCACACCCGAUGCUGCUCAGAUCGGCCAAGAGGUCUUGUCUCAGCAAGUCUUCGAUUGGGUAACUGACGCCGAGCAUAACCAGCCAUAUCUGCGCGGAAAUGGCCGGGAUUCAUUCGGCAAGCCCAAAAGCGAGCUGGUUGUUGGCGAGGGAUGGCGAAAGCUUCAAGACUAUGGCUUCAAAAAGGGAGUCGUUGCUUUGAACUACGACACUGACCACGGCCCUUACACUCGCCUUGUCCAGUUUUUGCGGUGCCACCUCUGGGAAGCAUCAUGCGCCAAUACCCUCUGCCCAGCGGCUAUGCAAGAUGGCGCGGCCCGUCUCCUUCAACGUCAUCUGUUCACUUCCGCCGCGAAGAAACUCUCGCCGAUUGAACGUGAGGUUUUUCAGAAUGCCUACAGCCACCUAACCUCCCGUGACCCAACCAAAACAUGGACCAGCGGCCAAUGGAUGACCGAGCGAACUGGCGGCAGUGACGUAUCUCAGACAGAAACCGUAGCCACUUACGACCCCUUUCCUUCCUCAGCCCCAGUCCCCUUGGCAUCACAGUCCGAAUCCAUCCCCCUCGGCCCAUGGUCCAUCUCCGGCUUCAAGUGGUUCUCAUCAGCCACCGACUCCCACAUGACCAUUCUCCUCGCCAGAACCCAUCCCUCCAAGGGCGUGUCCGCCUUCUUCGCCCCCAUGCGCCGCCAUAACCCUUCCCUAGUCUCUCACACGGGCGAAAGCGGAAACGGCACCGAACUCAACGGCAUCACCAUCCAGCGUCUCAAGCACAAAAUCGGCACCCAAUCCCUCCCUACAGCAGAGCUCGAGCUCAAGGGUAUGCGAGGUUGGCUUAUUGGCGAGGAGGGCAAAGGAAUCCAGGAAAUCAGCACCAUCCUCAACAUCACCCGCGUGCACACUACCGUCUCUUCCAUGGGCUACCUCGGGCGUUCGCUCGGCAUCGCCCGGUCCUUUGCCCUUGUCCGCCCCGUCGGAAUGGGCAAAGGCAAGCGAAUUGCCUUGUCGUCGCACCCUUUGCAUAUGAGAACACUGGCCAACAUGACGACUGACUACCACGGUAUGAUGCUGCUGACGUUUUACACAAUCCACGCUCUCGGUCUGGAUGAGCGGUCUCUUCCCUCCAACCAAGCGGCGACAAAGGUCCCGACUCCACCUAAGGAGUUGGUCCAGCCUUUACUCAGGGUACUGUCCAGUCUUCACAAGUCCUAUGUCUGCGAGACAACUGUCCCACUGGUGUACGGCUGCAUGGAAGCGUUGGGAGGGGUAGGAUACAUGCAGAAUGUCGAGUCUGAGCAUCUCAAUAUCUCUAGACUGUUCCGUGAUUGCUGCGUUGGUGCUAUUUGGGAGGGGACGACUGAUGUCUUGGCUAGUGAUACGCUUCGUGCUUUGAAGCACCCCCUGAGUGGGAAGCAGUCAGUUCAAGCUUUGGAUUGGUUGAUUCUGUCGUCGAAGAAUGCAGGGUUGGUGGAGGAAUGGCAAGUGUUGAAGAACAAGAUUGAUACGGGCAAGCAGGAGGAACUGUUGCCUGAGGCUAGGGGGUUGGUGUUUAGGAUUGCGGAGAUUAUCAUCUCGGUGCUGUACUUGGUUGAUGCUGAGGCUGAUCCGGGGGUUGAGAUUGAGGCCAUGUGUGCUAGGUUUAUGGAGAAGAAGGGUUUCAGUGUUUAUGAGGCGCCGGGGAAGAGGGCAAGGGAAGGAGGGUUGAAGCUCGAUCAGGCGAUUGUUUAUGGCGCUGGGAAGGACCUUGCUCAGGGCGCGAAGCUCUAAAUGUUGACUAUCAUAAAUAACAAUCGCAGCGUGCUUCAACAGUAUAGAUGUGCUUCCAACAGCCCAUAAGACGAGGGUCACUACACCAGGAUUUGCUUGCAUGUUUUAGUAACUGACACUGAGAAAGCAAGGAACAAAAGUCAUCCUAGCCUCAAGCUCGGUUUCCUUGCCCCCCAGCUUCAUCGUCCGAGCAUUCUCAUACCAGCGUUCGUGAGCCUCGAGUGCUUCAGCCAAAAUAUCGAAGAAAUGAGAACUGGCCCGUGGCAUCGCAAGCAAGCGAGGCGUAACGGAUCCAUGUGCGACGUGCCUGGUAGCCUGCUUCCGUCGAUCAGAUUUUCGAGUAGGGGGAGGAGAGGAUGAAGGAACAGAAGGAGACAGCAUGAACCCCAAGGAGGCUCGCCAGAAGGCGAAUAGGCGGGCAAUCUUCUGUCUCUCUCUCUCUCACUCACUGGCGCUUCGCAACAGUUCAGCGUCGCCACAUGUUGGCAUGAUUCUCGCCUGCGAGCGCGAUUCGUCGGCAGACGAAUUUCAGCCGAGCAUCUUGUACUCUUCUUGUUCAUCUGAAGUUGAUGUUUGCGGACAUUACACUUCUUUUUCGGUAGGUAUGUUGAGCCUUUCUAAAUCUGCCGCCUGAGCUUUUCCUGCUCGAAAUGUUGGCUUUCCGAACAGCUUCUUCACUCCACACAAGCAUUUGUCUAAGGUAUAUAACACACCCCGGUGACAUCCGACUUUAUCCCCAUCUCCAACACCGUACUCCCACCGCAACCACCCCUCACUGCCAGUUCUCAUCCGGCACCGGGCAUCCAAUCCUCUGCUGGCAGCCAAACCUAGGAUCGGCCCCUCCACAGCAGGUCACAAAGGCCAAGGCGUGAUCAUGGUUUGUGCCGGGGCAAAACUGAAGGUAAAGUGUUGGGACCUGCGAGACUGGGUGAGGCAUGAAAGAGGUAAGACAUACCUGCUGCCAAUUCAGAGUGCUACCGAUGGCAGCGCAGCACGUGGCCGAUUUCGAAGGGUCAACGUUACUGGAGCACCCGCAGCUGUAGAAGCAAUCACCGGUCAUUGGAGCUGGUAGCGGGUUCGGGGAUUUGAUGGCGUUGGGGGAGGGAGCGGUGAUGGCGGUGGCGGCGGUCAAAACCAAGAGGAGAGUGGUGAAGGUGCGCAUUGCAGAGCUGUUUGUCGAUAUAUAUCUCGAGUUGUCUCUAAGCAGUAAUGGAAACAAUACCUCCGAAAGCUGUUGGUCUUUUACCCC